Marasmius oreades (fairy-ring Marasmius) is the source of this 889-nucleotide messenger RNA. RefSeq lists its product as uncharacterized. Lineage: Eukaryota; Fungi; Basidiomycota; Agaricomycetes; Agaricales; Marasmiaceae. The transcript is spliced from 2 exons. Bases 16 to 462 code for a protein of 148 amino acids. The record is from RefSeq and is a predicted model, not a curated record.
CAGUCUCCAACCCCCAUGUACAGACCAGCGGUACUUCGUUUCAUCAACAUCUGCAAGACCACCCGAUGGGAAAUAGCACUUCUUUUCUACGUAGCCAUCUACACCAUCCUGUUCUUUCGGUAUUGUCGACCACUCUACAUCACCAACUGGCCAGAAGGCCUAUUUGAUGUCUACCUGGAGUUCUUGCACCUCAUGUGCAGUCUAUACGGUGCAAUCUGUAGGGGCGAUGAGGAAGCAUUAGUUAUGCUCAUCAUGAAGACGCUCAACCUCUAUCUCAUCGUCCUUCGUUACUUCAGAAUUUGCACUGAGCCACACUACACCCAGUUUCCAGAAAUCCUUUGUGUCCCCCCAAUGGCCUCGUUUGCUACCGCGGUAUUGCCGUACAUCUUCCUACCGUCCAAUCGCUACAACAGGCAGCUGGAGGACGGAGAUGAAGAGGAGCAUCUCAAUAAACUCCCAUGAUAGCUAUGGCAGUCCUUCUUUCAUACUAGGAUGGUGCGAGGGAAGAAGUUGGGUAGUGGCCGAAUUGUUGUCGAAAGUUGACAUGAUGAAUUUAAUGUGCCUUCUUGUUUUGUCCCUAGCACGGCCGCACAAUACGUUCGUUUAUCUUAGAUUCAUUUUCCGCCGUCGAUGAUGUCAAGAAUCAUUAACAUUGUAGCCCGGUUUGCUCUUCACACACUGCCUUCUCUUCCCCCUAUAUAAAAUGUCACGAACACGAUGCGGCCUCACUACGAACCAAAACCUUCAUGUCUCAAAACACAGAAGCCCGAUUAUUUAUUCAGAGAGUUUAAGCUCUCCCGAAAGGCGCUGGCGUUUCUCUUGACGACGUCCUUCAACCUUCUCUCGAUGAUGAAGCUGAACUUUGAAAGCUCUUUGCUACAGACAGGCA